AUGUUCUCAGCGUGGACCACACGUUCUCCAGGCGGCCCGGUCUUGCGCAACGGUCAUCCAGUGGCGGCCUGGUUGACUGAUGUUCUUGCGAAAGUAGUCCGUCCAUCUGGUCGGUGGGCGCUUGAUGUUUCUCGGGAUCCAGUGGGUCGUUCUCGUCGACCAGCGGUCAUCUUGUCUGCGAAUGACGUGGCCUCCCCAGCGAUGCUUCCCGCGUUGAAUGUGCUCUUCGAGGUCCUGGAUUUGGGACCGCUGACGGAGGUCUGUGCUCGUCUGUUCUUUUUUCCACUGUUCGAAGCGAGUGGUACCGAGGAGUGCACGUUCCAAUGCGCGGUAAGAUGUUCGUAGGGCGGUCGUGGUGUUCUUCGUGUCAGGCCAAACUUCAGUCGCGUAGGAGAUGGCGGGGAUGACGGAUGCUUCGAAGAUAUGCGCUCGCAGUUUUGGGUCUUUCAGCUGGUUGGUAACUUCUUUUUAUGGAGUUAAACGCGGCCCAUCCAGCUCGUCGGCGUCUUGCUAUCUCUGGUUUUUAAAUCGUUCGUCAUGUUGACUUCUCGGCCGAGAUAUACGUAG
Molecule: messenger RNA, 567 nt
Organism: Caenorhabditis auriculariae
Lineage: Eukaryota; Metazoa; Nematoda; Chromadorea; Rhabditida; Rhabditidae
Source: the annotation of a GenBank genome assembly